Molecule: messenger RNA, 907 nt
Organism: Leishmania braziliensis MHOM/BR/75/M2904
Lineage: Eukaryota; Euglenozoa; Kinetoplastea; Trypanosomatida; Trypanosomatidae
Source: the annotation of a RefSeq genome assembly
AUGCAGCCGAACCCCACGGAGAAGGUGACUGCGUUAGUAAAGGCGUGCUUGAGGUACGAGGUGCCUAUGACGCCGCGUGGUGCCGGUGCCGACGUCGAGGGUGUGUGCAUUCCCUACUCUGGCGGCAUUUCCAUUGCCACAGAUCCUCUGACGUGGAUGAACUUCGAGCUGGACAGCUCGUGCCUGUGGGUGGGUGCUGGUGUGGGCAAAAAGACCCUCAACAGAGCCGCCGCCAAGCACGGCUUCGUCUUUGCUCCCGGCCCAUCCUCGGAGCUCUGUGUCGGCGGCAUGGCUGCAACUUUUGACAGCGGCGUGUGCACGCUGCGCUACGGUGACGCUCGCGUGCACCAUCACGCCGCAGGGCGCCGCUAUGCAGGUGAGGCAGGUGGUGCGCAGGUAGUCUGCUGGCCUGGAGUAGAGUCAGCUGUACACUGGUAGGGGGGGGCCACCCUCGGCGUCGUCUGUAGCGUGUGUUUCUGCUCCUUCUCUACUCAGAGAGACGGUUCCGGCAUCGUGGGUUUCUUCACCACGACGGAUGCGGCGGUGCGAGCGGGUGCGAGCCGCUCAGAAAGGAGGAUGCGACGGUGGUCAGCUCGUACAGCGACGCGAGCCUGCCCGUGUCGGCGUGCGUGCUACUCGUGUUUGCGUCUGACGCUGCGCGGCGGUGCUACAUCCACCGCGGCUACAAGAAGGUGGCCGCGGCAUUUGGAAACUGCCCCCCCCCCCCCCACAUAUCUGCACUGGCUGAGAGGCAUCAAGGAGACGGAUACCGCUUGGGAAGUCCGCUGCAGCUGCCUCUGCUCCACCAUGCGCACCGUCAAGACACAGGGAAUCCAGAGGGUGCGCACAGCGAGCGUCUGCAUCCCCAUUAGCUACGUGUGGGAGUGUGUGGAGGCGACAGAGUAGG